This is a messenger RNA of Filobasidium floriforme, 2812 nucleotides long. RefSeq lists its product as uncharacterized. Gene Ontology annotation, molecular function: DNA-binding transcription factor activity, RNA polymerase II-specific; zinc ion binding. Gene Ontology annotation, biological process: regulation of DNA-templated transcription. The record is from RefSeq and is a predicted model, not a curated record. Bases 331 to 2727 code for a protein of 798 amino acids. Lineage: Eukaryota; Fungi; Basidiomycota; Tremellomycetes; Filobasidiales; Filobasidiaceae. The transcript has 21 exons.
AGUUGUGCUCCUGCUGUAAUCAGAUCAGCGCAUGUGGUCGAUGUAAUAGGUUGUACAAGGACCUACUAGUCUACCUUACGGUGUGGAGCACACACCUGUGCAUCAAUCGGAGGAGCUAGACCGAGAGACCUUUCCCGGCGAUCGAGCGAGCCAGGUAUCCGGUCGAUCAUUAGCUUCGAAGUGCGGGGGGUUUCGAAUCCGACAAGCAUAAUAAGCAAUAGUCUCGCCUGGCUUAUCUAGAGCUCAAAAGAAGUAUCACUCGCCACUGCCGUGAUUCGAAGUCGAUAGGAUCCACACAGUCUUCCUUGGAAAGGCCUGACAACGCCGAACAUGCAGCAAGUAGCAUCUCUCGCCAUGCCGGCGAGGCCCCAGGAUGGAUCCCUGUUCGCUUCCGAUCGACUGUUCAAGAGCAGUUCUGGGCAGGGUACAGGCGAAUCGAGCAAACCGUUGAAGAGACAGGGCAAGGGGAAAUCGUGCAUGGGGUGUUACCAAGCGAAACAGCGUUGUCGAGGAUAUCCCUGUAGUCGUUGUAGCGAAAAGGGCAUACAGUGCGUUCCGCAGAGCACUGCGGCGAUCGCUUCUUAUAAGCGACAAAAGGACAGUGAGCUUGUGGUCAGGAAACAUUCUUCUUCUUCAGGUGAGAAGGAGAAGAAGCCGGUACCAUCGGCCUCGAAUUAUGGAGGAUGGAGACCUGAUCCGAAUAUCAAGUUCUCCGAACCGAUCUUACCGCCACCAGAAGCAUUCGGGGAUCUCGGGCCUUAUCCUCCUCCUAUGCCGCAGACUCAGGAUGCUUCGAUUUCCGUGUCGAUCUUUGGUUCUCAGCCGAUCGAGAGGUUUCCCUUGCCGCCCGCACCGCCUUUAGGCUUUCAGUUUGGGAAUACCCACACCACUUCGAGCCCGAGCACGGGAUCUUCGCACCUGGAGGACAAGCCGGUCGUGUUCGGUCCGAUGGGGGCUUAUGGGGACAUGAACGGACACAACAACGGAUUUGCGGUCCCCGUCUCGAUUCAGGGAAGCACCAUGGGCUUGCCGAGCACCACAACCCAUAUCCCUCGGAUAGACAAUGUCGAGAUGAAACCAGUCUCUAAGGUUCAUUCGGCUGCGCUGGAACGGGAUGCAGCGGACACACUGGUCCCAAUCAUCAAUGACUACGAGCCGUUCUGCAAUACAUUGGCACGCCAUCGAGCACAAGCAAGAUCGGGCACCGACUCUGACCGCUCGUCUGCGUCGAUGAGCAUGGGACAGUACAUGUACAACUUGCCUUAUGACGCGGGUAACCCAAGACCAGACUUGCACUCGCUCGUAUUUAACGUCAAGUUCAGGGAAGAAAUGAAAGCAACCUUUUUGGCCAAGAGUCCGCAAUUCAUGUUGAGACGAAUGUCGACAGGGACAUUUGACGCUAUCACCAGGACCGAAGCGGGUGCCUGGUCUGCUGCCGUCGCCAUGAUUGCGUACCCGUGGAAUCCGCUCUGGGCGAAGUUACACACGAGCCAGGAAAGGCAACAGCUUUUCAAACUGUUGGAACGUGAAGCGCUUUCGCAUUAUCAUUCGAUCAAGACUCGGCCAAAGACGUGGCUUGAGGCGCUUGCAGCGGGAUCAUUGAUUGUCACGGCGUUAUUCGAGAUCGGGAAGUAUACCAAGGCUUGGUUCUUGGCAUCCGAGCUUUAUCUACAUGCCGUUCAAUUUGGCCUUCAUCGAAAAGGCGCCGGUUCCGUCCCAAAGGGCGCGAUCGGGAAGGCGAUCUUUAUCGGUCCAAGAGAUUCUCGAACCGGACCUCUUAGGCCGGAAGACGGUUUCUUGUCGCUGGGCGACGACAUUUGGUGGAACCUCGUCCGGCUUACUGUUUCAGCAACCGUUGGUUUGGAUAAUACCGAUAACCCGGUAAACCUAGAAAAGAUUUGGACACCUUGGCCGACUGCGAUAGGCACCCUUCUUCCGCCUCCCUGCAAAUUUUACGAUUCGGCGCGAAUGGCGGUGCCCUUGAACUUGCCCAAAGAGGAUUACGAAAGCCAGACAACACGUUUGAAAGUGCAGCUGGUCAUCGUGUUCUCUGAGGUCGUCUCCUUGACGCACACGCCAUCUACUCAAUCUCCACCUUCCUCCCCUCUUCCAAACGUUCCACUCACGCAACAGGGAGAUCCGGAAAAGCACUUCAAACUGCAAGAAUGCCAUGCGACGAUCCAGGCCGAGGUCAAGUCGGCCUUUGACCCGUUGGUCAGAUCAGGAAGUAGGGAUCCCAUGUUGUAUGACUUGUGGCUCGUGCUCGGCAUCUCCGAGAUCUACCUGUUCCUGGCUGAAGACUGUGAUCAUCGAAACGACCGGAUCGUCAACGCCUGUCUCAGUUUAGCUGGCAUGUUAUCGAGCUUGUGUUCCUCUCAUAACGGGUUGUUAUCAGAGUUGGACGCGUUGACGAUAUCGACACUGCAUGCGGUGCGGACGGCUUGCAGGCAGGAAACGAUGAGGUAUGAUCGGGUUGGUGUGCCCAAAGACGCUUUGUACGAUUUGCUGGUCAUCGAGGCGAGUCAUGUGGAUCAGAUCAUGUCUCAGCUGGCGACUACAUCUCCAAUGGCAGCCAACACCUUUGCCUGGUAUCAAUCCAGCGGGAUCUCGCACUUUGCAAGUGACGCCGCUUCGUACCAGCCCGAAUGGAAUGCGAACGACGGAGCGGUGUUGGAAGAGGUCGCGCCUGAAGUGCCCAUGGGGCCUGAGAGUAAGAUGUACUUUUAGCCUUCUCUAGAUUGUGAGUUUGUCUUUGUGAGGGAUGUUAUAUGGACAAUUUGUAGAACGCAAUAUGAAACGCAUGAUACCCAGG